CUCUAUGAUAUGCCGAUGUUACUUUGUUUUAUUAUUAUUAGUACUGAUGCUUAGCGUUGAUUUAUCUAUCAUGAUGAGGCAGUUCAUAUGGGCAGUUAAUAUAUCUCGGUCUUGCCAUUCCACGUUCCUUCUAUUCCUCUUUCGCCAGUCAGGCCCACCUCUUAUGAUUUGAAGUUUGCGGAGAACCAUUUUCACAGCAUGCAGCUGUAGGAAUCGACCAUGUCGAUGUCCGAUCAAUACACUUCUCUCUGGUGGCCGGAAGACCGGAUCGAUGCUACGGUUACCACUGAAUAUGUCCUCUCUCACCUGCAUGGCCCCGAUAGCCACGCUCGCCUCUAUACCCUUCCAAAGUGGGGAGAGGACUUGACCAGCGAGACGUAUCUGGAUCGGAUCCUCAGCAAAGGCAAGCGGCUGUUCCUGAUUCUCAACGACAUUGGAAUCCCUGAUCGCAUUUUCGCACUGGUCGACCAGUCGUAUGACGAUAGCGAUUUGCCCAUUGCGGCAUCAGAUGUGGCUUUGCUACAGCUCGCUCCGGACGAAAGUGGGCAUAAUGAUCCCGAUGUGGACGAUCAGUUCUUCCAUGCACAAUGGCGGUUUCUGGUACGCGGGAUCGCUGCUGGGGAGCACGUCGUGUUUGACUCCCAGAAUGAAGGUGUCCCGGUCGAGGUACACCGGAGUGGGAUGGCAUUGGGGGCAAACCGGGAUGAUGAGGUUGAGAAGGUAAUACUGGCCGGCGCUAUGUGUAGGGCAUACAUCCGGACAAAAGUCCAGGUGGGCGAGCCACCGCAUUUCUUCGAGGCGGACGAGGUGUUGGAUGAGGUGCGGUCGUUGCGCAGACUUGCCCAUGAACAUGUAUUCUCCGUGCACGCUUCAUAUUUUGUCGAUAACAGCAUCUACAUCCUAUUCGCUCAUCCGCAUGAACGUCAUUUAAUGUCCUUCCUCACGGACGUACCGCAGCAGUUCAAGAAGCUUCCCAAACCACGCCGCCGCCAGAUCCUGGUCAACUGGCCGCAUUGCUUAGCGAACGGACUCGCCUGGCUUCAUGCGCAUGGCCAAGGGCACGGCGCAAUCCGGCCAUCCAACGUGCUGAUUGACUCGGAGUUUCGCAUCUUCCUGGGUCAGUUCGAGGCCCUGGAUACCCUCCUCCCUCCCCCCAAGGUCAAUGACAUAGAAGCAUACCAGUACGGCGCUCCGGAACGUUGGGUCCUCUCCACCACGGUGCAGGAAACAGGGUCAUCGCGUACCGUGUUACCAUCCGGAGGACGGACGAUGCGAAGAGACAAACCAGCCAGCCAUCCCACUCCACUGAAACUCAACACCCUCGCCAGCGCCUUCAUCCGGCCCGGCAAUAAUAAACACAAUAACGAUAGCUUUGAAACGGACAACCACAACCCUGACAUCCGAGAGUCCAUGCUCGUCUCCAGCCCGACCUCCCGACCGGGGUCCCCAGCAUCCCAGACCACCGCGAUCCGGGUUGGAUUUUCCGACUCGGCAUCACGGGCAUCCUUCGCCCUCUCCUCCUCCUCCUCAUCUUCUGGUGGUUCUAACCCUGGCCGAAAAGGCAAACUACACGGACUCCUAUCCCCGAUCACGCCCAGACCAGCCCUCUACGCCCCCUCUGUCGUCUCCUCAAAUUCAUCUAACUCCUCUAACUCAUCAUAUAACCCUCCUUCAUCAACUCUCACAUCUGCCAGAUCCCAAGCGCUCGUCCGCACAUGGCAAUCCCACGAAACCAACGCGCACACAGCAGACAUCUUCUCAUUGGCAGCCGUCAUCCUGGACAUCCUCACGCAUCUCUGUAAACGGAAGAUCUCAGCCUUCGUGCACCACCGCGGCUGCAAGAACCGUAAAGCCGGUCGUGGCGGCGGCGUCGCCGAUGCCUCGUUCCAUCUGGAUCGCAACGCGGGCCAGGUCACAUCGUGGAUCACCUUGCUCGAUGCGGAUGCGAGGAAACGCAAGGAUCCCGUGUUCCAGGCCGUGGGGAUGAUGCUUGUCGUUGUUCGGGGGAUGCUGGAACGCGAGCCCGAGCGGAGACUGACGGCCAUGGAGGUCGAGAAGAGGUUUGCUGAGGCGGUUAGGUCUAUUCCGGUGCAGGAAGUGGAAUCAGGAUCGGGAUCGGGGUCGGAAGGGUUGCAUUGUGUCUUGGCCGUACCGGAACGGGGACUGCAUACGCAUGGUCGGCGGAAGGAAAAGGACGAGGAGAAAGAUAAUGGUGCCGGUAUUGGUACAGCGAAAUCUGAACCAGGGCGUGCACGUCACCAUGAACGAUCGGAUAUUAUAACCCCUACAACUGUUCUGACACCACCACCAGGAGAGAAAGAGAACGAGAAGGAGAAGAAGUACCCGAACAACGACACCGAACCAGAACUGGAAACUCCUCAAACCCAAUUCAUCUCCGACUCGGAAAGCGAAUAUGAAGGCGAAGGCUCCCUCCCGCAACAGUCCUACCACGACACCUACAACCACCAAUACCAACACCCCUUAACGCCUACAACAGCCUCCUUCGACUUCAACUUUAAUUUCAUACACUCCAAAGAUGACACCUACUCCGACACAGAUAACAGCACAAACGACGACCUCGUCGACUGGGACGAGCUGGAGGGUCUAGACGUCGACGAUAACAUCGAUCGCGAAAUUAGCAUAAACAACGACCUCCAUAAAAAGGUCGGAACCGGAACGCCUACUCCGGCUCCGGAGUUGAAUUGGAGAGACCCCGAUUUGAUCACUGGGAAGGAAAUUGGGAUAGAGGUUGCGAGGUCGGAUUCUAAAUCUAGGUCUGGCCAUGGUCAUAAUCAUGGACAUCGGAAUCGGACCGGAUAUGGAUCUUUCAAGGAUCCCAUGAUGCAGUAUGGGAUUGCUGUUGGAGAGAAAUAA
Messenger RNA from Monascus purpureus, 2874 nucleotides. The record is from the annotation of a GenBank genome assembly. NCBI's taxonomy places the organism in Eukaryota, Fungi, Ascomycota, Eurotiomycetes, Eurotiales, Aspergillaceae.